Messenger RNA from Sinocyclocheilus grahami, 2805 nucleotides. It is a transcript of the gene ilf3a, whose product is annotated as interleukin enhancer binding factor 3a. Bases 107 to 2203 code for a protein of 698 amino acids. The transcript has 17 exons. NCBI's taxonomy places the organism in Eukaryota, Metazoa, Chordata, Actinopteri, Cypriniformes, Cyprinidae. The record is from RefSeq and is a predicted model, not a curated record. Gene Ontology annotation, cellular component: precatalytic spliceosome. Gene Ontology annotation, molecular function: double-stranded RNA binding; single-stranded RNA binding.
AAAUAAACACAUGGACACGCGAUAUUAAAAUCUACCUUACGCGAUCUUAAAGGCGUCUGCACAUUUUGGUUGUACUAGCAGCUGUGCUGGUGAUUGUUUGAGGAAAAUGGAUCAAAUGGGGAGUUUUCCGAGGCGGAGGGAAGGACCUCUUCCUCCUCGACCACCACCUGCUUGGGACGAGCACCAGGCCUACGAGGAGCUGCUGCACUGGGAUAAUAUGAUGCAGGAGGGGUACCGCCUGCACCCGCAGGACUACGACCGGUAUGAAGAGUUGCGUUAUUGGUAUGACUGCUUGUGUUAUGAAGAAGACCUCAGGCAGUACAACCAAUACGUUGUUGAUUACAGGAAGUGGGAAGAGGAGAAUCUGCACCCAGAGGACCUUCCGCCAAUGAGGCCACCGCCUCAGCGAACGUUUGUGAAUGAGGAUCGCUAUGUAAAGGCCAAGCACACAACUGUGUACCCAUCAGCAGAGCAGCUGGAUGCUGUGCAGGGCAUGGUGUCUAAUGUGGAGCGUGCCCUGAAGUCUGUCUCUGAAUGGUUAAAUGAGAAAGAGGGUAGUGCCGCUGAUGCUGUAAGUGCUUCACCUCAAAGUAAAUUGCGUGGUGUUUUGAGAGUGGGCCUGGUGGCUAAAGGACUCCUGCUGAAAGAUGACUUGGAGUUAGAGUUGGUGCUGCUCUCCAGGGAUGUGCCUACCAGUUCUCUGCUCAGGCUGAUCUCUGGAAAAAUCUCAGAAUUCAUAAAGGAUGUUACUGAGGAGAAAUACGUCAUCACUCCAUCUAUCCAAGAUGCUGCUAUUAUUGUUACUAGCCCGACGGAGCCCAGUCUGAAACUGAGCAUCCAUCUGACCUCACCCGUGGUCAGGGAGCAGGUUGAAAAAGAGGUAUCUGGAGAACCGUGCGCGGAAAGCUCUCCGCAGGACGCUCUGGACAGGCAGAAAUGCCUGGCUUCUCUGGCGUCUCUCCGCCAGGCCAAGUGGUUCCAGGCUAAAGUGUCCGGGCUUGAGUCGUGUGUCAUCGUGAUUCGGAUCUUGCGGGACUUGUGUACCCGUGUUUCAACGUGGGCCCCUCUCAAAGGAUGGAUUAUUGAGCUGCUCUGUCAGAAGGCUAUUUCAACCAGCGAGAGGCUGCUGGGACCUGGAGAGGCGUUCCGGAGAGUUCUGGAGUGUCUUGCUUCAGGGAUACUAAUGGAGGAUGGUCCAGGCAUUUCUGAUCCCUGUGAGCGAGACAGCACUGACGCUAGCGUCCAUCUUACACUGCAACAGAGGGAAGACAUUACCCAGAGUGCACAGUUUGCCUUAAGACUGUCAGCUUUUGGGCAGCUGUACAAAGUUCUUGGAAUGGACCGCCUCAAUUCCAAAGCUGCUAGAAUGUUCAACGAACAAAACCGAGUAGCUGAUAUUCCAGUAAAGAGGCCAAGGGAAGUUUAUGAUGCAGGGGAUCUUGAAAUGAGGCCAAAGUUUCCAAGAAAAGAAAAAUACAGCAUACCUCAUCUAGUGGAGGUUGAUGGGCAAAAAUUCCAGGGCUCUGGAUCAAAUAAGAAAUUAGCCAAAGCCAACGCAGCACUUGCAGCAUUAGAACAGCUUUUUCCAGAAGGUUCUCCUGCAGACCCACUCAAGAAAAAGAGAUUCCCUCCUAUGGGCUAUGGUAUGGCUGGAGUAUCUUACAAUGCAGGAAAUCGAGGUAGAGGAAGAGGCAGAGGCAGAGGGAGAGGAUUCAACACUGGCAAGUUUGCAGGCUCCACCACUACUGCUGGAUUGACCCCAGCCCAGUCUGUUACCAACUCCAGCACACCUGUGAAUCCACAGGAAGACCCGUCUGCGACCUCCACCGUCAGCACGGCCACCUACCAGGCUGUCCCACCGCCAGUGACUGGCUAUUAUAAUCAGUACACCCAAUCCUAUUCACAAUUCAAAAAACCCGUGGAUCAGGGCCAGAAUCAGGCUCAAACUCAAACCCAGAGCAAAGCAACAAAUCAACAAGCUCCUCUUGUUGGACCAGACUACGGCUACGGAUAUCAAGGGCCUGGCAUGGGAAUGGCAGGACCACCUGAUUUCAAUUAUGCAGCGUACAGUGGACCACCUGGUACAGCAACGUUCGGGCCACCUGGAACAACAAAUCAGAGCUAUAGCUUCACCCAGAGCGCCUACCCCAACCUGGGCGGCUACAGCAGUGGAGCCAAUAGCACAGACUACACAUACAGAUAAACAUAACGCGUUUUCCGUGCUCAGAAAUGUACAGACACUCAUUUAAUGUCAUUUCUGUAAUUCUAUAUCCUACAGUGUCCUCUGAGUUGAAACAUUUGCUCUAAACCUUUUGAGAUUUUAUACCGUUUUGUGUUGAUUUUGCCAUUUGAACUGCACCUCAGUAACAGAAUUAGCAUGGUUUUGAUUCACCACUAGUUUCAGGAAAUGAUACAUCAGGAUGGAAGUUGCUUUCUGUCUGUGCCUAAAUGGUUGGUGUGACUCAAAUGGAAAUUGUCUCACAUAACUCCGUUUUAAAGGUAUAUUUAUGAUCAUCCUCUUGUUUUGCUUCUAAAUUUUUAGCUGUUAUUUUUUUUGUUUUUUUGGAAUGAAUGUGGAUAAUGAAUGCAGACUUUUAUGUUUACUUCUCUGAAACCACUUCAGCCAUUUCUUGUUUGGAUUUUUAAGAGGUUUGAUUUGCAUUACUCGGUUUAAUCUUGGUAUCGUCUUUUAUGUAGAAUGUAGCUAUUUGCUGUUAAAUAGGCCAGUGCAGAGGUUUUGUGUUUUCUGGGGUGGAUGUUAAGUCAUAUCUUUGACCUGUGCAGAAAUAAACAUUUUUAAUUGCU